This is a messenger RNA of Rangifer tarandus platyrhynchus (Svalbard reindeer), 375 nucleotides long. The record is from the annotation of a GenBank genome assembly. Lineage: Eukaryota; Metazoa; Chordata; Mammalia; Artiodactyla; Cervidae.
AUGGCGGCGAACUCGCCUCGCUCCGAGGCGCACGUCGCGAAAUCGGGAACCGCAAACCAGUACGAGCCUCGUGCAAGGUGCAACGAUGACGAACGAGGCCGUUACUCCGGUGAAGGGAGACGUCGUGGCCUAGAAUCUCUAGCACUGGUCACCGGAUUUUUUAGAAUUUUACCCUGCGUCUGGUUCGUACAGUCCACCGUGCCCAGGCGAAGAGGCUUCCUGGGCACAGCGGCACGUCCCCAUCGAGUGCGUCCUUCGGCGCUGCCGGGCACUCGGGAGACUGCGCGUCACUUUGCGGAUCCGCAAAGUCCAUGCUCGCAGGUCCUAGUGUACUCGCUACUUCAACUGCGCGAUGGUGUCCCGCGCUCUCACUAA